AUGACGCUGGCCCACUCCCAGUUCGAAGCCUUCUGUGCCGGGGGCCUGGCCCCUGGCUGGAGCCUGCUGGUACAGGGACAGUCUGACUCCGGAGAGGACAAGUUCGAGAUCGACUUCCUGUCCGAGGCGGGGGACAUCGCCUUCCAUAUCAAGCCUCGUUUCUCCAGCGCCACCAUGGUGGGCAAUACUUGCCAGGGUGGCCGCUGGGGUGAGGAGGAGGUGUCAAGUGUCUUCCCGCUGGCCCUGGGGGAGCCCUUUGAGAUGGAAGUCAGCUCGGACACGGAGCACUUCCAUGUCUACGCCCAGGAGCACAAGGUGCUGCAGUUCCCACACCGCCAGAGGCCACUGGCUGCCAUCACCAGGGUGCGGGUGCUGAGUGACUGCCGCCUGGCCCAGGUGGAGCUGGCCAAGAGGGGCCUGAGCUGGGGGUAA
Otolemur garnettii (small-eared galago) is the source of this 432-nucleotide messenger RNA. It is a transcript of the gene GRIFIN, whose product is annotated as galectin-related inter-fiber protein. Lineage: Eukaryota; Metazoa; Chordata; Mammalia; Primates; Galagidae. The coding region runs from base 1 to 432 and encodes 143 amino acids. The transcript has 4 exons. Gene Ontology annotation, molecular function: carbohydrate binding. The record is from RefSeq and is a predicted model, not a curated record.